Messenger RNA from Botrytis deweyae, 1533 nucleotides. RefSeq lists its product as uncharacterized. The coding region runs from base 1 to 1533 and encodes 510 amino acids. The record is from RefSeq and is a predicted model, not a curated record. Lineage: Eukaryota; Fungi; Ascomycota; Leotiomycetes; Helotiales; Sclerotiniaceae. The transcript has a single exon.
AUGUCAGGCUCCAGUGAUUCUUCUACAAUUAGUCACCAAGGCUUGCCUCAAGGUUUGGGAAUUGCUUCUAAUGAAACCAGUGGUCGUGCUACACCUAGGGAUUCCCUUGGUGGUACGAAUACAGACUCUAGAGUCAACGAUCCUAGAAUUGGAGCAAGUCCACAGAUGCAGCAACAAGGCGGCGCCAACAAUCCUAAUUUUGGACCAGUAAAUACCUCGAUGCAACAGCAGAUGGGAAUCAAUAUGCUGCACCCACAUCGAAUCACACAACAGCUAGCUCAGAAUGCACAAAGACACUAUCAUCAAUUGGAGCAACAUCGAGCACAGCAACAAUUACAACAGCAGCAGUAUGUGGCUCAACAACAAAUGCAGCGAAAUCAAGCACGGCAGCAACGACUACAACAGCAGCAUGUUAACCAGACGCAAGCAUUUCAACCGGUACAAAUUCUGCCAAAUGAUGUUCUCAGCCAAAGCCCGAUCGCUACCAGAAUGAACGGUGGACAAAUCGAACCUGCAUUCCAACAACUUCUCAACACAGGUGUGGCCAUAAACCCCACACAAUACAUCAUGAAGAAUGGAAGGCCAAAUACCUUUGCUCCUACCGCCCCAACUAACGCACAACCCCGAGUAUCUGUUCAACAACCAGAGAAGGAGGAGGAGACCAGUUAUGAAUCCACUCGUCUCAAUCUCAUUAUCAAUUCUCCCCUGACUAUCACCGGCGAUGACAACAUAAUCACUUUCCACCCGGCCCCACAAAUCCAAAAAAUCACAGAUGCAAUCCUCAAAUCUCUACAUUCUGCGUCUGAAGGAUCACGCGGUAUUCCAAUGGGCGAUGCUGAUGGUCAACCUAGGGAAAUCAAAGUUGAAAUUGGCGCUGCUGUGACGAUCAAUGGAAAGAAUAAUAUCCUAGGAGAGGAAGCUGUCAAAAUCUGGGGACAGAGAGUCAAAGGGGAGGCACUGGCGGCACAGACACAGGCGCAGAGAAUGUUGGCACAGGUUCAUCUCCAGUCUCAAGCUAACGCGCAGGCUCAAGGACAGGCUCAAGGACAGGCUCAAGGACAGGCUCAAGGACAGGCUCAAGGACAGGCUCAAGGACAGGCUCAAGGACAGGGACAGGGACAAGGACAAGGACAAGGACCGAGGAAUGGAACAGCAAAUAUGGAGUCAACUGUGCAAAGAAAUGCUCAGCUCGAUAGUAUCAUGAACGCGCGCUUAAAAACUCUUCUGACACAGGGACAGAUGCAGAAUGAGAUGGCGGCGCCGAAACUGGAAUUUCCAAGCGCACAGGAAGCAUUCCAGAGAUAUGAAGAUGAAGAUGAGAUUAUACGAGCACAAGGCGCUGCAUUCUGGAACGCGGAAUGCCAAGCCAUCCUCCGACGACAACAGCAAGCCAAAGCACAAGAAGGAAAAACGAAACCGCAAAUGGGUACUUUCCCUAAUGGUCCUUCAAAAGAUUCUGGCAAGAGAGCUAGAGAAUCCAGCGUUGGUCAACAUGACGAAGAGGCGAAUAAGAAAACGAAGAUGGAUAUGUAG